CGAGUCCAGCCACAAGCUGGCCGACUGGCCAUCAUGGCGACCUCCACGCGCGAAUCCGAGCUUAAGCAGCAGGGUGCCAUUGAAGCUGCCCAGGACCCCAAUUCCGCCGUCACAGCAGAGGCCGCCGAGAACGCCAUCCUCGAGGAGUCGCGCAGGGCCGGCGCCGCAGCCUACAAGUUCGAUCCCAAUGCCACCCCCGCUGAAAAGGCUGCCCAGGCCAAAGCCAGCGUACCGCCAGGCUUUCAUCGUGAGCGGAAACCCAAUGCUGCCGUGCUUGCUACCGAUACUAACAACACCAAUCCCAAAUACGAUCUGCCCACCCCGACCAAAUCAGGAGCUCUAGAUAUCCCUCAAUCCCCGACUUCGCCCACCUCUGUCACAUCCAACGGCCACGCCAUCGGCCCGCAAGGCGAAGAUGAUCCUUGGGGGAGGGUACAAUGGGCCCCGCGCUUUGGCAUGCCGGGCUCCGAGGAUCAGGACGACGAAGAAGGCACGCUUCUCGACCAUCAAACCUAUCUGGAGGGCAAGAUUGAGGAUAAAUUCUUCGGGGAUUGGUACCACAACACCGGCGUCAUCAUCUUCGCCUGUCUGAGCUCCUGGGUCGUGGCCGUGCUGGGAGGUGGUUUGGGCUGGGUCUUUUGCAUCAUGGCCAUUUGCGGCACCUACUACCGGACUUCGAUCCGCCGCGUGCGACGCAACGCGAGGGACGACUUGAAUCGCGAAAUGGCCAAGGCGAGGCUAGAGACGGAUACCGAGUCGCUCGAGUGGAUCAACAGUUUUUUGGUCAAAUUCUGGCCCAUUUACGCCCCGGUCAUGUGCAAGUCGAUUGUGGCUUCCGUGGACCAAGUUCUGUCUACCUCUACACCGUCGUUCCUGGAGGGUCUCCGGCUCAAGGAGUUUGGUCUCGGUACCAAACCCCCGCGUCUGGAGCAUGUCAAGACGUAUCCCAAAGCUCAGGACGAUAUUGUGCUCAUGGACUGGAAGUUUAGCUUCAACCCCAACGAUACGGCGGAUCUGACGUCGCGCCAGCUCAAGAGCAAGGUCAAUCCCAAGAUUGUGCUCGAGGUGCGUCUAGGAAAAGGUGUGGUCAGCAAAGGUCUCGAUGUCAUUGUGCAGGAUAUGGCCUUUUCUGGCUUGAUGCGCUUGAAAUUCAAGCUUCAAUUGCCGUUUCCACAUAUCGAGAAGAUCGAAAUGUCUUUUCUGGAGCGUCCGACCAUCGACUACGUCUGCAAGCCAUUGGGUGGAGAUACGUUCGGUUUCGAUAUCAAUUUCAUCCCCGGACUGGAGACGUUCAUCAUGGAGAUGAUCCACUCCAUCCUCGCGCCCAUGAUGUACGCCCCUAAUGUGUUCCCCAUCGAACUUGCCAAGAUGCUCUCGGGCGAAGCAAUCGAUCAAGCCAUUGGUGUGCUACAGAUUACCUUCCAUGGCGCCCAAGGGCUCAAGAAUCCCGACAAAUUCUCUGGUACUCCCGACCCUUACGCCAUGGUGUCCAUCAACAACAGGAACGAGGUGGCCCGCACAAAGACAGUGCAUGAAAAUGCGAACCCGAGGUGGAACGAGACGAUCAACAUCAUCAUCACCUCACUCAAAGAUACACUCACCAUCAACAUUUUCGAUUACAAUGAUAUCCGCAAGGACAAGGACUUGGGUGUAGCUUCUUUCUCCCUGGAACAGCUGGAGGAAGAGGACGAACACGAAAAUCUGCACUUGGAAGUCCUUUCUGGUGGUCGGCCACGCGGUAUCCUGCAAGCGGACAUUCGAUUCUUCCCUGUCCUCGAAGGCGAAGUUCUCGAAGACGGCACAAAGGAGCCUCCACCUGAGUCGCGCACUGGCAUUGCCAAAUUCACAAUCGAACAAGCAAAGGAAUUGGAUCAAUCCAAGAGUGCGAUUGGCCUUCUCAGUCCGUAUGCGCUCCUGUUGCUCAACGGGCGCGAGGUGCACAGGUCGACUAUCAUGAAGAGGACUAAUCAGCCUGUUUUCCCCGACGCCAGCAAAGAGCUUCUCAUUACAGACCGUAAGAAGGCCAAGCUCGGACUAGUCAUCAAGGAUGACCGCGAUCUGGCCACCGAUCCCAUUGUUGGUUCUUACCAGAUUACGCUGGACGACUUGCUGGAAAUGAACGCCAAGGGCCACGAGUGGUAUAAUCUACACGGCGUCAAGACAGGUAGAGCCAAGAUGAAGUUGGAAUGGAAGCCUGUUGCUCUAAAGGGCGCCGUUAGCGGUGGCGGCUACCUUACCCCCAUUGGCGUCAUGAGACUUCAUUUCCAAAAUGCCCGCGAUCUCCGCAACGUCGAGACCAUGGGCAAGUCGGAUCCGUAUGUACGAGUACUUCUAUCUGGUGUUCAGAAGGGUCGCACGGUGACCUUCAAAAACAACCUCAACCCAGAUUGGGACGAGGUUGUCUAUGUUCCUAUUCACACGCCACGCGAAAAGCUCACGCUUGAGGUCAUGGACGAGGAACAUGUAGGAAAAGAUCGCUCGCUUGGCCACGUCGAGCUCUCGGCGGCCGACUAUGUGCAUCAAGACGAGGACGGCAUAUACCUGACCAACGAAAACAAGGAGACCAUCCCAGGUGGCCUACAUCUCGGUCAUUCGGCCCCUACUAAGGGUACUCUGAACUACACUUGCUCCUUCUACCCGACUUACGAUGUGUGGGAUCCGGAUGAGUCGGACAGUGAAGACGAAGCGGAGGAGAUUUCGCGCAAGGGCUCCGUCCGAACAGCAAACUCAAAGACUCACAAGAGAAAUGUUUCUGGUAUUUCGGGUGUUUCGAAUGGCUCUCACAUCUCCCGCUCGGAAACCGCAGGGACCUUUUCUUCCAUUCGAACUGCGGGAUCGAUCCAAGAAGGCAGCGCGCUCGAUUUGGCCAAGCAGCUCGAUAAGAACGAGGGCGAGCAAGGUGUGCCGCAGAAAAAGAAGGUAGAGAAACUGCAGCUCAAUGCUGACGGCCUUCAACAAUAUGAGUCUGGUCUUAUCGUGUUCAAGCUCAUUGAUGGGGAGUUUUCGCACACGGGGACGUACGUUGAUGUCAUUAUGGAUGACAUGGCUUUCCCCUGCUACUGGAGUUCCAAGAUCAAGAGCAGGGCCAUGACUUUCAAUGAAGUUGGCGACACAAUGGUUCGCGAGCUCGAUUUCUCCAAGAUCACGUUACGACUGGUAGAGCACGUUGACAACAAGGGCGAGGACGAUGACGAUCACGUCAUUGGUAAGCUCACAGGCGAUACACUGGAUACUCUUAGACGUUGUUUGUACACACCCACCCAGCUUAUCAUUAAAGACAAGCAUGGUCAGGAUAACAAGAUCACCGUCAGCCUCAAGUACAUUCCGAUCAAGAUGCAGCUGGACCCCAGCGAGUCAUUUAACAACCAAGGCAAUCUGCGCGUGGAAGUGCUUGACGCAGCAGACCUGCCGGCUGCCGAUAGAAACGGCUUCUCGGACCCUUACUGCAAGUUCAUCAUGAACGACAAGGACGUGUACAAGACAAAGACCCAGAAGAAGACGCUUCACCCAGCCUGGAACGAGUACUUUGAAGUCCCCGUUCGGAGUCGCACUGCUUCACAAUUUCAGGUGAAGGUGUUUGAUUGGGAUUUCGGUGACAAGGCAGACUUCCUCGGAAAGGCUGAUAUUAAUCUCGAGAUUUUGGAGCCGUUUCAAACACAAGAAGUGACACUGACCUUGGAUGGAGAAUCGGGGGCCAUUAGGCUCAAAAUGCUGUUCAAGCCAAAUUAUGUCAUGCGCGCCAGGCAAGGUUCAUCCACCUUCAGCGGCACCUUCGCAGUUCCUGGCAAGAUCAUCGGUGCACCAGUCAAGGGCGUCGGCAAAGGCGCUGUAUUUGUCGGCGGCAACGUCAUGCGCGCCGGAACUUUCCUCGGCCGUGGCUUCAAACGCCGCAAAUCGCGAGACGUGCCCCGUGGCGACGAACCCGAGUCUCCCAGCCUCAUCACCUCGGAAGACGACACGCCCAAAAUUUCCGUCGAGAACGAAAACGGCACCGCCGUGACCCCAUCCUCCAAACACGCGCGGCACCGCUCGUUUGGUGCGCAGAGCUUCGCCUCUGGGUUUGGUGGCCAGCCCGGCAGCGCCGAACAAGGCACCGCAAACCUCACCGUCCUAGGCGCCGACAACUUCGAACCCGGCACCAACCUCCGCGUCCACAUCCGCCUCGAAGGCUCCAAAGGCUCCAAGGAAGUCCACAAAACAGAUCACAUCAAAGCCCCCUCUGGCUCCGUCACUUUUGAAAACGAAUCCUUCAAAGUCCCUUGCAGUGCCGACUCGUCUUUCCGUCUCGUCGUCAAAGACCACAGCACCUUUGGCCGCGACGACGAACUCGGCGAAAAGACCUUCUUCGUCAGCGAUCAGGGCUCGGGCGCCGAGCAGAUCGUGCAAGUGGGCCAGGGCACCGUUACUCUCCGCACCAGUUUUGCCCCUGCCGACGCGUCGUCCUCGAAUGGGCCCAACAGCCCAAAGUUGAGGAAGAGCCUGAGGAGUAGGGGGAGAGAUAGUCGGAGCGUUACGCCUGCUGCACCCGGGUCGUCUUAGAAGGGCGUCAGGCUUGCUACGGCGAAUGCGAGGUUACUGAGAGAGGAGGCGGGGGAGGAGAGUGUUAGUGCCAGUGCCAGUGCCAGUGCCAGUGCCAGUGCCAGUGCUAUUGCUGAGUGAUUGAUACUUGGAUUCAUCGAUGAUGUGCGCGGGGGGGGAUGGAUUCUUUUUUUUUCUUCUUCUUCUUCUUCUUCAUGGAUCUUGGGCGGGGGGCGGGUUGCUAACAUAUUAUAUAUGUGUGGUGUUUUCUUCUGGGUCGAAGCGCGGGCAUGGGCGUGUUUGUUUGUGUGUGUGCGGGUUACCCAGGCCGGGCGUUCUUCUUUCGGUCACCACCUUCUUCUUUGUUAAUAUCUUUUUACCCUUUUUAUCUUCUUCUUUUUUUUUUUAGUCUUGCACAAUACCUAUCUUCUUUUCUGCUUCUUAUGUCUCUUCCUCGCCUUUUUUUUUCUUUCUACUUGAUGCUAUUCCUUCU
Molecule: messenger RNA, 5011 nt
Organism: Periconia digitata
Lineage: Eukaryota; Fungi; Ascomycota; Dothideomycetes; Pleosporales; Periconiaceae
Source: the annotation of a GenBank genome assembly